Papaver somniferum (opium poppy) is the source of this 1434-nucleotide messenger RNA. Its product is annotated as F-box protein At1g30790-like. Gene Ontology annotation, molecular function: protein binding. The transcript has a single exon. NCBI's taxonomy places the organism in Eukaryota, Viridiplantae, Streptophyta, Magnoliopsida, Ranunculales, Papaveraceae. Bases 1 to 1434 code for a protein of 477 amino acids. The record is from RefSeq and is a predicted model, not a curated record.
AUGGAAGAUGAGACAAAAUCAGCCAGUAGCGAUAUUAAGAAGAUUAAAACGACUACAAAGAAUAUUAAGAGAAACUCAUGUGUAAAACUCUCUGAAAAACUUUGGUUAGAUGAAGAUAUUGUAGCACGUGAAAUAUUGAGUAGACUACCGGUGAAGUCACUAAUGAAAUUCAAAUGUGUUUGCAAAAAUUGGAUGACCUUAAUUGAAGAAGAAUCAUCAUUUAUCGAUCUACAUCUCGAGCGUGCAAAAACACGACCUGGUUUCCUCAUCACCAAUUUAAAAGAUAACAAUAAAGCUACUUUCAUGAUUGCUGAUUUGUUUUUUCAAGACAGAGGCGGAGCAUUAUCUUCAUUGGCCGUUCAAACCAUAAGAAAGAUUGAUUACACUUAUAUUGAUACCAUGUUGAAACCUGUAGAUGGUCUAAUAGGUUUCUUUGGUGAAAAUAUCGAGCCUGGUGUUUGCAUAUGCAACCUAGCUACCCGGGAGGUAACACCCUGGAUAAAGUCAACUUCUCUUAGUAAUCUACGUAAAGAAGACCGUGAACCGUUUAGCUUUCCAUGGGCUUCUUGUACAUUGGGUUAUGAUCCUGUCACCAAAGUGCACAAAGUAGUUGGGAUAUGGAGGUCUGAGCAACCUAAACGUUUAGUUGGUGAGGUCUUGACUGUAGGAGACAAUAAAUGGAGAAAAAUCGAUGAGGUACCGCCGCAUGAAUUAGAAUAUAUUGGAUCUUCUGUUUAUAUUAAUGGAUUGAUAUAUUACACGACCCAGAUGCUUUCUAUAUGGGAAGCUAAAUGCAAAGAUACACCAAGAUACCUAGUGACUUUUGAUCUUGGAAGUGAGAAAUUUAAAGCAAUUAGAGUCCCCUCUGGAAUUUUUUACCACCCUACAAAUGACUGUUUUGCCUAUUAUCGUGUUAAGUUAUUGGAAUUGGGUGGUCGAUUAGCACUACUGGUAGAGUCCUCUGAGAGUAAUGACAUUCAUGAUCUGUGGUUAUUCGAUAAUGAAGAUAAAAAUAAGAGAGUUUGGGUUGCAAUUCCUCUAGAAAUACCUUACCUAUCAGAUGGAAGUAUGUAUAAUUCUGUUCAUCCGGUUUUAGGAACCGACCAAAUUAUUCUAACCUCCACUUUUCGAUCUUCUGUUUUGUCAUCUGCAAGUGAGAUUCCUAAUACAACUUGUUACUCGUACAAUUGGAAAAACGAGACUCUUAGUAAGGUUGAUGUUCUUGGGAUCCCCUCCUCUGGUCCAUGUUUUUGUGCUGCAUCAAGAAACACCGUCUCCUUGGAGAGCCUUUUACCUGUUCAGAAGCGCAGAGUCCGUACUAUUGGAUCCCUGCGUCAGUUCUUAACUCCUGAGCAUUACGUGCCUCCUCAUAUUACCUCUACAAGGACUACACAUGGUCUGGAAGUCUUCUCCCUCCAACAAAUGCGUUGGUAG